AAAGAAGAAUAUUAUUAAUCUUUUUUAAAAAAAAUACGAAAUCAUUAAAAAACAUUAAAAAUAAUACAAAGUGAUGGGUACGUCUAACAGCUCUAGGAAAUUAACCAUAAUAUUCGCCGCUGGUUGCUUUCUAAUAGUAACUUUAACAUGCUGCGUUAUUUUACCAUUCUUCUAUUCGCAAAUGUCCACCUUGAAAACUGAACAAAAGGUUGUGGUAGAAGGAAUGCUAGAAUCCCUGAUCGAAAAGCAAGUCAUAGUGGAACAGAUGGAAGCCGAAUUGAAACGUUUAACGGAAAUAAAGCAAAAAACUGUACCGACUAGUCAUAGGAUAUCAUCCCAUUUAUCCCAAGCUAGAUCAAAGAGAAGUACUGAUGAAGCGGUAGAGGCAGUUGAGGCUGCAGCGCCGGUUCCGGUAGAAACAGCUGAUAGAACUAAAAGAUUAGACCGCCAUGGAUAUGAUGACUAUGGCGAACCUAGAGGAACUAAGGAUGUUGAAGCUGGGAGAGAUGAUUCAAGAUACAUUGAACUGUUGAGGAAUCUCCAACAAACCGGAGGUGUCGUGGAAGUUGAUUGUGGAUGUCCCAAUGGUAAGCCUGGAUCUCCUGGACCUCAAGGUCCUCCUGGAAAUCCUGGUCAGCCUGGUACUUCCGGAAAAGACGGCCAGUCGGGUAGACCUGGUCAUGAUGGGCAACCCGGUAAACCGGGCUCAGAUGGAAAAACGGGGCCAGCUGGUCCUCCAGGACGUAACGGUAAUGAUGGAAGAGCCGGAAACGCGGGUCAAAAUGGCAGACCAGGUCCAGAUGGUCAACCAGGUAGAGAUGGACAGCCUGGAAGAGAUGGACAAAAUGGAUCACCUGGCCGAGACGGAGAACCAGGUAGAGAUGGUGAGCCAGGAGCACCCGGAGAAUCUGGAAAAGAUGGAAGUGAUGGAGAAUCGGGCAAACCUGGGCAAGAUGGAUCUCCUGGACCUAGGGGACCAAGUGGACCUAAAGGUGUUGACGGCCAACCAGGUAUCCCUGGUAGAGAUGGUCAGCCUGGCAAGGACGGUUUACCUGGAAAAAGAGGCAGAGAUGGAAAUCCUGGAGUAGAUAACAAGGGACCAGGACCGUCUGGAGACGCUGGCAACCCAGGACGAGAUGGACAGCCCGGUUCAGCCGGUCCGGAUGGAAAGCCCGGCCGAGACGGAAAUGCUGGUCGCGACGGACAGCCAGGAAAUCCUGGCAAAGAUGGUGCCCCUGGAUCUUCAGGUAUUGAUGGACCACCCGGAAAAGAUGGCAUAUCUGGCCAACCCGGAAAAGACGGACCAGCUGGUAACCCUGGACGAGACGGAAAACCUGGCGUUCCCGGCAAACGAGGUUCAGGCGGUGAUAAAGGACCCGACGGCAAAGCUGGAUUAUCAGGAAAAUCUGGAAGAGAUGGAAUACCUGGUUCUGAUGGUAAGCCCGGAAUUGAUGGCAGACCUGGAGAAAAUGGAUCACCUGGUUUAGAUGGCGAUGCUGGCCGAGACGGUAGAGACGGAGCCCCUGGUAACAAAGGUCGAGAUGGUCUUCCAGGCUUGGACGGUAAGCCGGGCAAAGAUGGUAGGCCAGGAAGUCCUGGAAAAUCUGGGGCUAAGGGAUCCAAAGGUGAAUCUGGUGCACCUGGAGCUGACGGCCAUCCAGGUAUCCCUGGCAAUGAUGGUCCGCCAGGUCCUAAUGGCGAACCUGGUCCAACCGGAUCUCAAGCUGGUAAUGCGGGACGCCCUGGUAACGAUGGAAGGUCCGGAAGUCCAGGACAGUCUGGUCCCCCAGGAUCAAGAGGUAAAGCCGGCAACCCUGGUCAAUCAGGUAGCGCUGGCUCUAAAGGAGAUUCUGGUAUCCCAGGUAAGGAUGGAGAAUCUGGUACACCUGGCUCCCCUGGACAAGAUGGUCAACCCGGGUCUAAUGGUACACCUGGUAGAUGCCUCAAUGAGUGCCAAGCCGAUAACAGGAAAAUCACUCUUUGCGGUGGAUCCGUCUAUAUACAUUAUGGUAAGAAGACUUGCGCCGAAUCUGAAACUAGAGCUCAAGUUGUAUACAGCGGUUACAUAGCUGGAGGUCAUUAUGCUGACAAUUAUCCAGGAGGUGGUCACAACUACCUUUGCCUUCCAGAAAAUCCCAAUUUCGAAAAUUAUGUUGAAGGAUUUGCAUCUGGCGAUGACAAUGAAGGCGGAUCCAGAAUUUACGGUGCCGAAUACAGGGUUUACCCAGAAGCCUCUCCAUUCAUUGGAGUUGUGGGGAAUAUCAAACAAAAACAAGCCGUUUGUGCGGUCUGUUACACCAGUCACAUGUGUACUCAUGUUAUGAUUCCUGGAGCUGUUGAAUGCCCAAGAGGUAUGAUCAAGGAAUACGGCGGUUAUCUUAUGGCUCUUAACAACAAAUUCUGCCGCUCUCAAUACAUUUGCGUGGACGAAUCUCCAGAUUACCAUAUUGAUGUUGAUAGCGUAGGAGAUGGAAGUGCCUUGUACAUCGUUGAAGCCAAAUGUGGUGCCUUACCUUGCAAUGCUUAUCCAGAUGGCAGAGAAAUCGCUUGCGUGGUUUGCGGCAAAUAAACACACACUUUACAACAUCGGCCCUUAUUUUUAUUAUAUUGAAAUUUUUUUAUAAUUUAAAAAAAAACUAACAUUCUAAUUUUUAUUAUGAUAGAUACAUUUGCUAAAGUCAGGAAAUAAUUAUAGUCGCUUUUAUGUAGUUUUUUUUAAAAAAAUAAC
Gordionus sp. m RMFG-2023 is the source of this 2728-nucleotide messenger RNA. Its product is annotated as collagen alpha-2(IV) chain-like. The record is from RefSeq and is a predicted model, not a curated record. Bases 74 to 2569 code for a protein of 831 amino acids. NCBI's taxonomy places the organism in Eukaryota, Metazoa, Nematomorpha, Gordioida, Chordodea, Parachordodidae. The transcript has 12 exons.